Molecule: messenger RNA, 734 nt
Organism: Asparagus officinalis (garden asparagus)
Lineage: Eukaryota; Viridiplantae; Streptophyta; Magnoliopsida; Asparagales; Asparagaceae
Product: putative zinc finger protein CONSTANS-LIKE 11
Exons: 4
Coding region: 27-440 (137 amino acids)
Molecular function (GO): protein binding
Source: RefSeq, a predicted model, not a curated record
AUUCAAAUGGUCAUAUCGAGAAUGCAAUGGAGGCAUCCUCUUCAGUGCAGCAAGCCAGUGCUCUUGACACAACAUACAGCAACUCGGAUCAAAUGCUGUUAAGCAUCCAGAGCAACUUGAGCUUCUCUUCUGCAAAUAUAUGCCCAAAUAUGCCGCUCUCGCUGCCGAGCUUGAGUGGAGAAAGUAGAGUCGCCGAUUACCAAGACUGUGGAGUAUCUCCGAUGUUUCUUGGCAUUGAAUCUCCGUGGGAGCCAAAUGUCGAAGGUAACUGUCCUCAAGCUAGGAAAGAAGCAAAGAUUAGAUACAAUGAGAAGAAGAAGAACAGAACGUUCGGGAAACAAAUCAGGUAUAUUUCGCGAAAAGCAAGAGCAGAUACCAGGAAGCGAGACAAAGGUAGGUUUGUCAAAGCCUGUGAGCCUUCUGAGCACACCAUUCAUUAGCAAGAAAUCGUCGAACCUAGUCAAAAUGAGCACACGUUUUGGCUCAGGGCACAGUCGAGCUUAUUUCAUUUAGGAAUUUGUCGCACUUUCAUGCUUCUCCCACCUACCAAAUUCUUAUUAUCAUUCUUUAGAUUCUCGUUCAGAGUGUCCAUUGCACUUGGCUGAGCAAUUAUUCAGGCCAAUGCUGAAUAAGUUUUGUUCGUAAUCUGUUGAGAAGUUGCAUAUAAUGAAGUUUAUUAUUGUUUGAUUUUUUAAGUAAUCUUUGUUUGGAAUUAAAUCAGUACAUUCUGAUAU